This is a messenger RNA of Drosophila melanogaster (fruit fly), 1234 nucleotides long. It is a transcript of the gene Taf12, whose product is annotated as TBP-associated factor 12. Gene Ontology annotation, molecular function: protein heterodimerization activity. Lineage: Eukaryota; Metazoa; Arthropoda; Insecta; Diptera; Drosophilidae. The record is from RefSeq and is marked reviewed. The transcript is spliced from 2 exons. Gene Ontology annotation, cellular component: transcription factor TFIID complex; nucleus; SAGA complex. Gene Ontology annotation, biological process: DNA-templated transcription initiation. Bases 478 to 1068 code for a protein of 196 amino acids.
UUUCAGAGUCGCCUGCAACUGGCCAUACUGUUGAUUUGGCUGUAGUUGCUCCGCUUAUUUUUAUUUUGUUUAGUAAUUUAGGAAAGUAAUAGUUUAAGAUCAAAGUGUUAAAACCGCAAUAAUUGUAAGUGUUGCAUGCGCUAAGAGCAACUGCUAAGUAACACUUUAGUUUUAGUAAACACACAAAGCGACGGAUUCUUAAGACCGCACGCGUGAAAUUGACCACUCUAUUCUUUUACUUACAUUUCGCUUUGCAACCAAACACCCACGCACACACAAUCACCGACUGCAGUUGAGAAAGCAGGAGGACACACAACAUAAGCAGCAACAACAACAAGUACACUAACGCUUUUGGCUUUGGUUCUGCACUCUUACCCACUCCCCAAAAAUCCGCCCAACUUACUGUACUUUCCCCAAACACUUCCAACCAACCGACCUACCACCCACUUGAUUUGACUCUGAAGAAACCCAAAAGCAAUGUCGGAUCUCUUUACCACUUUCGAUAGCAACGGCGUCGCCGAGCACCACCUGCACCACAACCACAACUCCACAUCGUCCGCCAGCGGACUGCUCCACGACCCACCCAUGGCCUCGCCCUCCCAGCACAGUCCGAUGACCAACAACAGCAACUCAUCCUCGCAGAACGGCGGACCGGUUUCCGGUUUGGGUACGGGAACGGGCCCCAUAUCUGGUGGUAGCAAGUCAUCCAAUCACACAUCAUCCGCCGCCGGUUCCGAGAACACUCCCAUGCUUACCAAACCGCGUCUCACAGAGCUCGUCCGAGAGGUGGAUACCACCACGCAGCUGGACGAGGAUGUUGAGGAGCUUCUGCUUCAGAUCAUCGACGACUUUGUCGAGGACACCGUCAAGUCGACGAGCGCCUUCGCCAAGCACCGAAAGUCUAACAAGAUCGAGGUGCGCGACGUGCAGCUGCACUUUGAGCGGAAGUACAACAUGUGGAUACCCGGCUUCGGUACGGACGAACUGCGUCCCUACAAGCGGGCAGCUGUCACGGAGGCGCACAAACAGCGCCUUGCCCUCAUACGGAAAACGAUCAAGAAAUACUAGAGGAUUGGAUCUAAUCGGGUCGAGGCUCUGUUUCGGUUUGCCGGAUUUCGCGUAUGCUAAACGUGCACACGCCACAAACUAAUUUAAGCUCCAAUUUAGAUUAAAUAACAAAUUAUCGUCGCUCUAUUGUAGAUUUAUUGUAAUAAAAGUGCACUAUUGAUUUCAC